Molecule: messenger RNA, 4513 nt
Organism: Stomoxys calcitrans (stable fly)
Lineage: Eukaryota; Metazoa; Arthropoda; Insecta; Diptera; Muscidae
Product: cationic amino acid transporter 3
Exons: 9
Coding region: 684-3947 (1087 amino acids)
Biological process (GO): transmembrane transport; amino acid transport
Cellular component (GO): plasma membrane
Molecular function (GO): amino acid transmembrane transporter activity
Source: RefSeq, a predicted model, not a curated record
GAAUUAGUCUUAUUUCAGAAUUGAAAACAAUUGGAACGGUAAAUGAGCCUCAGCGCUAAUACAAGUCCACUUCGUUUCGUAUCGUAGCUCUGUUACCUGUUAGCCAGGUUAAACGAAACCAUUGAGGCAACAAUAGAAAUUCAAAUAAAAACAAUUUAACGGCCGACUGAAGCUACAAACAACGCUGUUCUCAUAGCAAUGCUCGGUGUUUUUUAAUCGUUGUUCUUGCUCUUGGCAAAAGCUAACAUUUGCUAGUGCGUGUGUGUUCCUAGUUUUUUUUAUUCAUUUGUAUUUUGUUUACCUAGGCGUCUGUCUCUCCAUGAUCGUGUGUUACGACUAAGAUACCAACAACACAAAACAAACAAUCAAAACAAAUGCAUUAUGGCUUGGAGAAAAUGCUCAUCCGCCAACUGUCAUUCGGUUUAAACGCUUUGUGAACGUCAAGCUAAGCGGGUUUAUGGUGAAAAGAGUGAACAAGUGAAACAAAGUUAAAUUUUUCAAUUAAAAACGAACAUAAAUAUUUUUGUAUUUUUGUUUUAAAAAAUAUAAUUAAUAAAACAAACAUAAAUACUGGAACCACAGUAACUUCCCUUGGAAUACUUCAGUUUGGCUGUCAAUCUUUUUGUGUAGUGUACUACCAUAUCAUUAUCCCCCAGUAUUGAGUUCAUCACAAUCUCAUCAAGAUGGUGCAACAACCCUCCUAUUGGAAAGUAUUGACUCGCCGAAAAGCCCUAUCACAAGAGAGUGGUGAUGGCGAAGGAAAACUUAAUCGUGUUUUGGGCUUGUACGAUCUGACAGCCUUGGGGGUUGGAUCCACAUUGGGUGCUGGUGUUUAUGUCUUGGCCGGACAGAUAGCCAAAGAUCAGGCGGGACCUUCAGUGAUUAUCUCAUUUGCCAUAGCAGCUUUGGCUUCGUUGUUAGCAGGUGUCUGCUAUGCUGAAUUUGGUGCGCGCGUACCCAAAGCUGGUUCAGCUUACAUCUACAGCUAUGUGUGUAUAGGAGAAUUUGCUGCCUUUGUCAUAGGUUGGAAUUUAAUACUGGAAUAUAUGAUUGGCACCGCCAGUGUGUGUCGAGGCAUAAGUUUGUAUUUGGACACACUAAUUAAUGAUACGCUAAAGACCACAUUUGCUGAGGUGGCUCCCAUGCAUAUCGCAUUCCUAGGCAGCUAUUUUGAUUUUUUUGCCUUCGGCCUGGUGGUGGUAUUUGGAGUUGCCUUGGCCUUUGGUGUGGAAACUUCUGCCAUGGCUAAUAACUUUUGCACUUGUCUCAAUUUAUCCAUUUUGCUUUUCGUCAUUGUUGCAGGUGCCAUAAAGUCAAGUUGGUCCAACUGGACCAUUGAUGUCUACAGCACCAAUACCACCAACAUACCUGAGGGCCUAAAUGUAGGCUCUGGUGGCUUUUUCCCCUUUGGUUUUUCGGGUACCCUGAAAGGUGCUGCCACCUGUUUCUUUGGUUUUGUGGGUUUCGAUUGCAUAGCGACCACUGGCGAAGAGGUGCGCAAUCCUCGUCAAAAUAUUCCUCGCUCCAUACUGCUGUCACUUUUGGUGAUAUUUCUAUGCUAUUUCGGAGUCUCAACUGUGCUCACUCUUAUGGUGCCCUAUUAUCUGCAAGAUGCCAAUGCUCCCCUGCCCAGUGCCUUCAAGGAAGUAGGCUGGAAUUUUGCCAUGUGGAUUGUCUCAAUCGGAGGUCUGGUGGGUUUAUUGGCCAGUUUGCUGGGAGCAUUGUUCCCCCUACCCAGAAUAAUGUAUUCAAUGGCCCAAGAUGGUUUGCUAUUUAGAUAUCUGGGUAAAAUACAUCCCAGAUAUAGAGUUCCGGUAAUUGGGUCCAUUUUUGCCGCAAUACUGACAGCUUUAAUUGCCGGUCUAUUUGACUUAGCCCAAUUGGUGGAUCUUCUCUCCAUUGGCACUCUCUUGGCUUAUAGUGUGGUUGCCAUAUCCAUAACCAUUCUACGGUAUAUGGACAACUCAGAAACUUUCAACACCCAUGAAGUGAUAGCUGAAAACGGCCAUGCCAAUGGAACUAAUCACCAUCACUCAAAUGGUAAUGGUAAUAGCAAUGGCCACACUGCCUCGGAAAGCACCCUAUUGACCUCCCCGGGAGAGCGAGUCACCUUCAAGACGGUGGUCUCACAAAUGUUCAACUUCAGACGAGUAGAAGUACCCAAUCAGCUGACCACACGCAUAGUGGGCACACUUAUAACGUUGUUCUGUCUUCUAUCCAUGGGCAUCGGUCUGAUAUUCAUGCAGGCCUAUGAUGCCCUGAUCAACAACCAACUUUGGGUUUUGGUGCUCUUAAUCGUCUUGGUUACCCUUACGCUACUGGUGUUGGUCUUUAUAUGCUUGCAGCCACGAGAGGCUUAUGCCCGCGUAUUCAGAGUUCCCUUUGUGCCCGUAGUGCCGGCGGUGAGCAUUUUCAUCAACAUCUAUCUCAUGCUGCAGCUAGACAUGAUGACGUGGAUCAGAUUCGGUGUAUGGAUGGUCAUUGGUGUUCCCAUGUUUAUUGCAUGUUGGUGCAUGAACGAUAUAAAAAAUCCAGCCAAUAGACAUCCUGAGCGUUUAGAGUUUGAGAGAAUGCUCAAAUCAUCGGGCGGUCCAAAACCUGAUCCUCCUGACAUCUCGGGCAACAUGAAGGGGCUGUCCAAUAUCUCAGUGGCCACCACGGUGGUCAUGCAGCAAAAUGAAUGUUCAGUCAAGAGCUUGGAUGAGAUAAUGGACUUGAAUGAGGUAAGGGAAGAGCUAUUAAUGGUCAAACAUCCCAAUGGCCAAAUAAAUUAUGUGGAGGAAACCAAAAGUGAUAAAUCGCAAAAUUCCAAUUACGGCUCCAAAGAAAGCAGCGAGACGGGUACGGGGGCUGAUACUACCGAAGAAGAGAAAUCGGUUAUAGCCAUGUUAGAUGAUGUGCUGCAAAUUGAAGACGAUCGGCUCAACGAAUUGGCCAGGGUCACCAACUUCUAUGAUCGCAAGAUCAGUGUGGACUCUGAAAUGGUACCCAGUGUCAUAAGAAGCACCACGGUGGUCACCGUGCACAGCAGUAGCAGCGACAGCUCUGACAACGAUUUGGCAGAGACCACGGAAAAUACCUCCUCUGCUAGGAGCGUGGAUUCGGGCAUAGGUAAUUAUCAAGAAAAGGCUAAACUGGCCUCAGAAUUGGUUGACGAUAUUCUCAAUAGUCCACAAUUGUGGAUGGCUUUGGAGAAACAUAGAGGAGAGCAAGAAAAUAAAAAGGCCCAAAUGACCCAAACAUCAUCUAUAACUCCCGAAAAACGGGUGGAAUCCCAAGAAUCUUUGUUAUCCCUAGCCUCGGUGGAAGAUCCUUUGCAUUCGGAAAACUUUCGCAAUAAACUUAGCCGGAUAAUAAUGCGGCCGCCUGAAGCCAAACCUCAUAAAGAGUCUUCUGUAAAUGAAGAUAGGUCUUCUAGUCAAGAAAGGCCCAUGCUAAAGCAUUCCAAAUCUGAAGCAGAUGUCAGAAAGUUGGUUUUGAAGGCCAUAGAAGGCUGUGACAUAGAUUUGGAUGAACAAAGUCCCAAGGCCAUACCAAAACCACCUAAAUUCGAUCCAGUUCUAUACAAAACCAUCAAUAGCCUGGGCAGGCCCAGAGAAAGGCCUGGACUGGACAAGUUACUCAAGGAGGAUCAAGAAAGCAAACCCAAGUUGCUGCAAGAGGUGAGUGAGACACCUGACAAUCAGGCAGAAGAGAUACCGUUUAAGCAAAAACUAGAGGCCAUACUGAAAAGGGGACCCUCUCAUCGAACUCAAAUAAAGCCUACGGUUGAAUUAAGGCGACCCAGAUCCCUGGAGCCUCUACAACAAUCGGAGGACUUGCCAUAUCUAGCAAAUAAUCCAACCCAGUCAUUACAGAGCAAUCUCAAUAACGCCCCUCUCAACAACGUGAUCAACGAAACUCGUAGAACCUUAAAAUCUGUGAAAAAGAAAGCUAACGACUUAUAAUCCUAGUCAAGUAAUCAAGUUGUACUAUAUCUCCAUGUAAUCUAAACACAAAUUUAUUCCCCCUUACCUAAUCCAAAACUGCAUGCCGGCAUCGGGUGUGGCGAAAGCAAAUGCAUGAGCGCACCCCAAACAAAUAAUACACUAGUCCUGGAAUGCUUACUUACUAAACUCGUUGUUCCUCUCAAUAACCCUAAACUGUUGAAAAAUAAGGCUAACGACUUAUAACACUAGUCAAGUAAUCAAGUUGUACUAUAUCUCUAUAUAACCUUAACGUAAACUUAUCACAAAAAUUCCCUUUCACUUAAUCCCAAACUGCAUGCCUGCAUAGGGUGUGCCGAUAGCAAAUGCAUGAGCACCCCAAACAAAUAAUACGCUAGUCCCGGAAUGCCUACUAACUAAACUCCUUAUUCCUCUCAACUCAACUUGAAAUGCCAUUAUUUUAUUUAUCCUCUAUUCUAAUCCCAUUCCAAUAGGCUUGGCAAUUUACUUCUUCUAUGGCCUACCCAAUAGCUUUAGAGACUUAAAGAGGCAGCGUGUUGGUUGGCAAAAACUAAGAUACAGUGAAU